Messenger RNA from Mastomys coucha (southern multimammate mouse), 2889 nucleotides. It is a transcript of the gene Qsox2, whose product is annotated as quiescin sulfhydryl oxidase 2. The transcript is spliced from 12 exons. Gene Ontology annotation, molecular function: flavin-dependent sulfhydryl oxidase activity; protein disulfide isomerase activity. Bases 4 to 2109 code for a protein of 701 amino acids. Gene Ontology annotation, cellular component: Golgi membrane. Lineage: Eukaryota; Metazoa; Chordata; Mammalia; Rodentia; Muridae. The record is from RefSeq and is a predicted model, not a curated record. Gene Ontology annotation, biological process: protein folding.
GUGAUGGCGGUUGCCAGGGUGAAAGGUCAACGCGCCGGCGGCACUCCCAACAUGGCUGCCGCCCGGGCUGUGGCGCGCGGUCCCGGAGCUGAUACGCGGCAGCCACCCUCUCUUCGAGCCGCGCGGCUGCCGCGGCUGCUCUUGCUGCUGGCGGUGGUGGCGGCUGUGGGGCCCCGGGAGGGCGGCGGGGCGCGGCUCUACCGCGUGGGCGUGGAUGCCGUGUGGUUGCUGGACAGCGGCAACGUGCGGUCGGCCACGGGCAACAGCUCAGCCGCGUGGCUGGUGCAGUUCCAUUCGUCGUGGUGCGGCCACUGCAUCGGCUACGCACCCACCUGGCGAGCGCUGGCGGCGGACGUGCGAGACUGGGCUGCUGCCAUCCGUGUUGCUGCUCUGGACUGUGCAGAAGAAAAGAAUCAGGAUGUGUGCCGCACAUAUGACAUCCACUUCUACCCCACCUUCAGGUAUUUUAAAGCAUUUACAAAGGAGUUUACAACUGGAGAAAAUUUUAAAGGACCUGACAGGGAGCUGCGGACAGUCAGGCAGACAAUGAUCGACUUCCUACAGAACCACACUGAGGACACCCGGCCGCCUGCAUGCCCACCCCUGGACCCUCUUCAGUCUAGUGACAUCCUUUCCUUCAUGGACAGCCACAGUGGCCAGUACCAUGCUGUUGUGUUUGAAAGCAAUGGUUCUUAUGUUGGACGAGAGGUGAUCUUAGAUUUGAUUCCAUAUGACAACAUCAUGGUGAGCCGAGCACUGGAUACGGACAGAGCAUUUCUGGGGACACUUGGCAUUUCUUCAGUUCCUUCCUGUUACUUGAUUUACCCAAAUGGGUCUCAUGGACUGGUUAAUGUGGCAAAGCCUCUACGAUCAUUUUUCUCCUCUUAUUUAAAAUCCUUACCAGAUGUAAGGAAAAAGCCAUUUUCCUUGCCUGACAAGUCUAACAAAGAGGAAAAUUCAGAGGUUGUGGUUUGGAAAGAAUUUGACAGGGCCAAGCUGUACACUGCAGACCUGGAGUCGGGACUUCAUUACCUGCUAAGAGUGGAGCUGGCUGCCCACAGGUCCCUGGCCGGAGCCCAGUUAAAGACAUUCAGAGACUUCAUGACUGUCGUUGCCAAGCUGUUCCCUGGCCGGCCACCAGUCAAGAAGCUGUUGGAGACUCUGCAGGAGUGGCUGGCCAACCUCCCCCUAGACAAGAUUCCAUAUAAUGCCAUCCUAGACCUGGUCAACAACAAAAUGCAGAUUUCUGGAAUCUUUCUUACCAGCCACAUAAAGUGGGUGGGAUGUCAAGGAAGCCGAGUGGAGUUGAGGGGCUACCCAUGCUCCCUCUGGAAACUGUUUCAUACUUUGACAGUUCAGGCCUCCACCCAUCCGGAAGCACUGGCUGGCACAGGCUUUGAAAGUGACCCCCAGGCUGUGUUACAGACCAUGAGGAGAUACAUUCGCACAUUCUUUGGGUGCAAAGAAUGUGGUGAACAUUUUGAGGAAAUGGCUAAGGAGUCCAUGGACUCUGUGAAAACUCCAGACCAAGCUGUUCUCUGGCUGUGGAGGAAGCACAACAUGGUAAACAGCCGCCUGGCAGGCCAUUUGAGUGAGGAUCCCAAGUUUCCAAAGGUUCCAUGGCCCACUCCAGACCUCUGCCCAGCCUGCCAUGAGGAAAUUAAAGGCCUGGACAGCUGGAAUGAGGGCCAGGUGCUUGUGUUCCUGAAACAGCACUAUAGCAGGGACAAUCUGGUGGACGCAUACUCUGUGGACCAGGGCAGUCCUGGUGACUGGGAAGCCCAGGGCAGAGAGCAAGAAGGAGGCAAAGGUCUUCAGGGAAGUCACCAGGACACUGAGAGUCUCCGUCCACCCCAUAUUCUGGAACAUGAACUUUCUAAGAGCCUGCACCACAGGCUGGGCCUCAGACUCCAAAGCCCUCAGGGGCCCCAGGCCCUUAAGGAGGCCAAGGCAGUUGUGCCCUUCCUUGGGGUUGGCUUCUCCAGUCUGGACAUGAGCCUCUGUGUGGUGCUCUACGUGGCCUCCUCCUUGUUCCUCAUGAUCAUGUACUUCUUCUUCAGAGUAAGGUCCAAGCGAUGGAAAGUUCGGCUCUCCCACCCAGCUGUGUAGAAUACUUGGGGCAGUCAUGGCGACACAGAGGAAGCUUUGAAACCACCCACACACCUCAGCUUUAAUGUUGGCAUCAGGGAUUCUGCAAAUGUGCCCAGCAUGGUGUCUGGAGGAGCAUGUUUUGUUUGUUUUUUCCUUAGGGAACAUUUUUGCCUUGCUGGUACCUUGUCCUCACCUUCCAGCCUCCAUGUUAGACUAGUAUGUAUUUGGCCCUGUAGGCUAGAAGGAGGCAGGUCCAACCCACAGCCACACGACCUUCCAUGUUGCUGCUCCUUCCAUGAGGCCUCACAUCUACAUUUGUUCCCUUCCCACCCACCUCCUUUCUCUGGGCGCAGUAUCCAGACAUGAGGAGCCAAGGCCCAGAGGCCUCGUCUACAGAAUCAGACCCUGCCACAAAUGUGGGCUGUGUUCCUGCCUAAGCCUAAUGUGCUUUCAUGGGGGUUCAGGGUGCUCUGAACUUGAACAGGGAAGUCUGGUCACCUUGUGGGGUGCAGGGCCUAGAGGCCACUAAGUUAUGUUUUAGCUUCCCUGUGUCUUAAAUAACCAAUCAAGCUGUAGUACAAUCCUGGUCCCUGGGGCAGUGCAGGCUCCAGGAAGCCUCUAGAGCCCCUGUCAUGUCUUUCAUAGACACUGCAGAAGACACUGGUGGGGCAUGGAUGCUACCCCUUUGUACGAGGCCUCCUGGCCUUGAGGGUAACUUAAAAACAGCAUCAACUUAAAUUAAAUACAUUGUUUGUAAAAUCCCAAUGGUAAACUUGUGCCUAAAGACUUUUUAAAAAA